Molecule: messenger RNA, 1326 nt
Organism: Lasiosphaeria miniovina
Lineage: Eukaryota; Fungi; Ascomycota; Sordariomycetes; Sordariales; Lasiosphaeriaceae
Product: Inosine/uridine-preferring nucleoside hydrolase domain-containing protein
Exons: 5
Coding region: 1-1326 (441 amino acids)
Biological process (GO): purine nucleoside catabolic process
Cellular component (GO): cytosol
Molecular function (GO): purine nucleosidase activity
Source: RefSeq, a predicted model, not a curated record
AUGGCCCCCAAGAACCGCAUCAUCAUUGAUACUGACCCAGGCGUCGACGAUGUCUUGGCCCUGCUGCUAGCUCUCAGUGCUUCACCCGAAGAGCUUGAAGUCGUCAUGUUAUCAGUCACCUAUGGAAAUGUACCGUUGCAGAGCUGUCUCCGCAACGUUGUAGCACUGUUUCAUGUGCUGGAGAAGGAAAUGAGCUGGCGCAAGUCCGCCGGCACGAGCGCCGGAUACGGUGCGCUGCACUCGUUCAAGCCCAUCGUUGCCGUUGGGGCCGAACAUCCGCUCGAAGACGAAGAGCUUGCGGCCGACUAUUUCCACGGCGUUGACGGACUGCAUGGUGUCCACGAUGCGCACCCACAUUUAUCUCCAGCCGACACCUGGCGCUCCCUGUUCACUGACAUCACGGACGAGCCAGCCAAGUCGGCUGAGCCGCCCUCCUACUCGGCAUUCUUCACUCCGAGCAAAACACCCGCUCACAAAGAGAUCCUCCGCAUCUUGAAAGAGGAGCCCGAGGACACUAUUACAAUCGUUGCCAUUGGUCCCCUUACCAAUGUAGCGCUGGCUGCAGCUGAAGACCCCGGGACCUUUCUGAGGGUCAAGGAGCUUGUUGUAAUGGGAGGUGCAAUAGGAAUCGAGGGCAACGUGACUCCUGUUGCCGAGUUUAACACCUAUGCCGACGCAGUGGCAACCGCUCGAGUCUUUGCCCUCACCUCGCCAAACCCGGCAUCAACCAUGCCUCCGCUGCUCCAUAGCUCCGUCUCCAUGACAUCCCUUCCUCCCUAUCCUGCUAACCUCCCUCGGCAGCUCAAACUCACCUUGUUUCCGCUGGAUAUUACAACCCCCCAUGAGCUCACGAGGGACUUCUUCUUUAAGGAGAUUGAGCCCCUCAAGGCCUCAGGCAGUCCGCUCGCACAGUGGGCUGCAACAUUCAUGGAGGGAACCUUCAACAAGAUUGAUUCAAUAGUCGGGGAGGGAGUCGAGGCGGGCCUUUCCUUGCACGAUCCCCUUACCAUUUGGUAUAUGCUACUCCGCGACGACCUAGCAUGGAAGGCUGUGCCGAAGUUGGAGGACAUUAGGGUCGAGACUUCGGGACAGUGGACCAAGGGAAUGCACGUAGUUGACAGACGGGGGGUUGCGAAGCCAGAGGGUCAGGAUUCGACGGUUGAGACACACCCAGCUGAUCCCCUGGAUGCCACCACAUUUGACGAGAUUCCCGGCGACACGAUGGGCUGGAAGAGCGCCAACAAGGGGAACAGGAUCAAUAGAAUGAUCGCGUCUCCUGGCGAAGAUGUCUUUGCGGGUGUCUUGAUCAAGAGGAUUUUUGGAUAG